CGGCAACAACAAAAGAUAGUUGUGGUGGCCUCCAUGAAAUAGCCAGGUGAGGUGACCCCAUUCGAUCCAUGAUCUCUCCCAACACCGACGACUAGCAACACACACAUGACUGCGCAGUUGAUCUUGCCAUCACUUGUUCUCCACACUGUAGCCUUCUUGUUACUACAGCUACCAAGAAUAGCUGCUUCCCAAACAACAGAGCCGCCUGAACAACAAGGCUGCAGCUCGCCCAAGGCAUGCGGGAGCCUGAACAUCUCGUACCCAUUCUGGGUGGAGGAGCCAGGAGGAGGGCAGCCGCCGUGCGGGUCGCCGUCGUUCCAGCUCAAGUGCAACAGCAGCGGCGCGUUCCUGAGCCGCUCCAUGUUCCAGGCGUACCGGGUGGUGAACAUCUUCUACCAGAACAGCUCCCUGCACGUGGUGGACGAGAACCUCCCGCUCGCCGACGGUUGCCCGGCGCCGUGCUUCAACCUCACGCUCAGCAUGGGGUACAUGCCGGAGCUCGCCAUCAGCAGAGCCAACAGCGAGCUGCGGUUCCUCUCCCGGUGCGACGAUCCUGUGCCGGAGGUCGUGCCUGGGUUUCAGCGCAUGCCUUGUGACAACGACUCGUUCGUCGGGUUUAGACGGCGGUUCGGAAGCCACGGCGGCGGCAGAGAACACGGCGGGGCAACACCGCCGCCGGGCUGCCUUGUCUCUGUCGUGCCUACUCUCCCGGCGACAGAUCGGGACAGCAGGCACAACUACGUCGGGAGCAUGAGGAAUGGGUUUCUGCUGGAGUGGACGGUGGUCUCAGGGGAUUGCUCCAAGUGCACGGCAAGCGGCGGCGAAUGCAUGUACCCUGACAACGGCCUGGGUUUCUCCUGCAAUUGCCCCGACGGCAUACAUUACCCAGUGAAUUGCGGUAAUAAGAGGACUGGCAGCAGAAGGAUAAUGCUGAUAGUAUUGAUGGCAGUGGCUGGAACCUUGCUUCCUCCAUGUAUUUAUCUGCUGAUAUGUCAGAGAAAGGGGCAAAAACCAUGUUUUCUCAUUGGUAAAAUGACUAUCAGGAAAAACGAAAGGAACAUUGAGGUCUUAAUAUCAUCGCAUGGAUCACUAGCUCCAAAAAGAUAUAAGUACUCGGAAGCAACAAAAAUAACAUCUUCUAUAAAUAAUAAUAAGCUUGGAGAAGGUGGUUAUGGUGUUGUUUUCAAAGGAAGACUAAAUGAUGGUCGCCUAGUUGCAGUGAAAUUCUUGCAUGACUCCAAAGCAAAGGGGGAGGAAUUUGUGAAUGAGGUUAUGAGCAUUGGCAGGACCUCACAUGUGAACAUUGUUAGCUUAUAUGGGUUUUGUUUGGAGGGGUCAAAACAAGCUCUUAUAUAUGAGUACAUGGCCAAUGGUUCUUUGGAUAAGUACAUCUACUCAGAGAACCCUAAACAAAUUUUAGGAUGGGAAAGGCUUUAUGCAAUAGCAAUUGGGAUUGCUCGCGGACUAGAAUAUUUGCACCAUAGCUGUAACACACGUAUUGUCCAUUUUGACAUCAAGCCUCAAAAUAUCCUUCUUGAUCACGAUUUUUGCCCCAAGAUUGCUGAUUUUGGUUUAGCUAAAUUGUGUCGUACCAAGGAGAGCAAGCUUUCAGUGACUGGUGCUAGAGGAACAAUUGGAUUUAUAGCUCCUGAAGUGCAUUCACGAACAUUUGGAGUGGCUUCGACAAAAUCAGAUGUUUAUAGUUAUGGAAUGUUGUUGCUAGAGAUGGUCGGGGGCAGGAAAAAUGUAAAAGUAAUGGUUGAAAAGUCAAGUCAGAAAUAUUUUCCAGAUUGGAUCUAUGAUCACUAUGCUCAAAAUGAUGGGUUAGUAGCUUGUGAAGUUGCACAGGAAGAUGAGGAAAUCGCAAGAAAAAUGAUUUUGAUUGGCCUGUGGUGCAUACAGAUAUUACCUAUGCAUCGCCCUACAAUAACCAAAGUUUUAGAAAUGUUCGAAAGUGGCUCAGAUGAAUUGGAGAUGCCAUCGAAGCAAAACUUCAGUCAAGUGCUCGAAGACCUAGCUUACAAUAUGAAUGCAGAAAGCACAAGUCCCAGCAGUACUACGACAAUACAAGCUUAUAGUGACACGCUAAAGGCCAAAGAGAUAAGCCUUACAAAUUAAAAAAUAAUAAUACGACGCUUACCCACGCUUUGGUA
Molecule: messenger RNA, 2153 nt
Organism: Sorghum bicolor (sorghum)
Lineage: Eukaryota; Viridiplantae; Streptophyta; Magnoliopsida; Poales; Poaceae
Product: LEAF RUST 10 DISEASE-RESISTANCE LOCUS RECEPTOR-LIKE PROTEIN KINASE-like 2.1
Exons: 4
Coding region: 106-2118 (670 amino acids)
Biological process (GO): protein phosphorylation
Molecular function (GO): ATP binding; protein kinase activity; polysaccharide binding
Source: RefSeq, a predicted model, not a curated record